This is a messenger RNA of Megachile rotundata (alfalfa leafcutting bee), 578 nucleotides long. Its product is annotated as transmembrane protein 218. The record is from RefSeq and is a predicted model, not a curated record. NCBI's taxonomy places the organism in Eukaryota, Metazoa, Arthropoda, Insecta, Hymenoptera, Megachilidae.
UGUAUAUGAUAAAAUGAAAAAGUACAAGUAAUAGGGUGUCUUCCUAGUUCAGUCGAGCAGCGGGAACGUACGCGAAGUUGCUUUGUCAGAUCACUGUCACAUAAAAUGUUCUAACACUUUGUAGUCAUAAGUGAUAUGAGUAAUUUAGUAUUUGGAGUUGGCAUAGGACUGUUUGUUAUUUUGAUUCUUUGGGCCAUAGCUCUAUUGAUAUUUGUUAUAUCACUAAGAGUUGAAAAGAAAAUUGGUAUUAUUGCUAUAUUAAUUGUUGGCGUAUGUACAAUAAUUUUAAUCGCUUUGCCAAAAACAUCGGAGAAAUCUAAUACCACAGGAAAGAAGAUAUAUGAUCACUUGUUUAUCUGGCGUAUUAUAUUACUUGUAUUGUUGUCUAUAUCUUCUGUCAUUGGUCUAGUAGGAUAUUUUAAAUUUACAUUGACAGAACCAAUAAGACCUGUUCGAAUAUCUAAUUGGGUUUUUUAAAGAUUUAUUAAGCCAUUAAUAAAACAUGAAGACUUCUUACUAAUUAAAUGCUGCAACUGAACAAAACUGUAUAAUUCUGCUCAACACUAUUUUAUUUUAUG